This is a messenger RNA of Pocillopora damicornis (cauliflower coral), 2647 nucleotides long. Its product is annotated as glycosaminoglycan xylosylkinase. Lineage: Eukaryota; Metazoa; Cnidaria; Anthozoa; Scleractinia; Pocilloporidae. Gene Ontology annotation, cellular component: Golgi apparatus. The record is from RefSeq and is a predicted model, not a curated record. Gene Ontology annotation, molecular function: phosphotransferase activity, alcohol group as acceptor. Gene Ontology annotation, biological process: protein phosphorylation.
GAGGGAAAUCCGCUGAGCUUAGAUUAAGGGAGUGAUCUGGGAACGAGGAAAAUAAAGUAUACCAUUUUGCUAAUCAAUUUAGGUACAAAUUUGUGAAUAUUUCCCUUCAAGAGAGCCGAUAUGAAUAUAAAAUUGCAUUUCUUCAACCAGAUUACUUUAAAUAUGUAUCUUUAUGAAUGAUAUGUCACGAGUAAUCUUUCAAUAUCUCCGAAGAGUGAAAAGUUACUGUACAAUGCGGGCUCGUUUACUUUCAUCAAUUACUAAUGCCAUACGCCUGGUAGAAAUCGUACCAAUAUGAAAAGAACCAUCGACACGAUGGUUGGUGGCUCUUAAAAAUGUUGGACCUUUGGCCGUUAUCCGUCUUUUACCGUGUAUAUUUUGGAACUAUGAAGUUCAAAGAGCGUUUUGCGUUUUGUAUUUGUAUUGUUCUUCUCGUUAUUCCGUUCAUUUGGUUACGAAUGCGCGCGGCGGACGAAAAGCAUCCAUUGUUGUUUUCUGUUAGUAGUCAGAAUUCACGAUUUCUUGCGGAUGAAACGGAUUAUAAUGGAAUUGAUCAUUCUCAUGUCGAUAUACAACAAUCAGAGGAAGGAACAAAUCAUCUCAAAACGAACCGAAAAGAUGUGGAUCGAUCGCUAGAAAAAAGAUCUGCACCUACGGUUACGAAUCAUGAGGACAAGGACGGUGAAAAGAAAGUAGAGAAAAAUAUUGGAAAAAAUAACGAUAUAGACUACGAAUUUGAUGAUCCCUGGUCUAUAUGGGAAAACAUGGUAAAGUCACGACAAAUAACGUCUCCAGACGAUGUAGAUGGAGUGAAUAUGAUACUAGAGGGCAUGAUGUAUAAACCGAUUGUGGCGGCCAACGUUGGCGUUAGAGGGACGCAGUUAAAAGCCACCUUAACUCUUGAGGGAAAACAGAGAGUAGUAUUUAAGCCAAUGCGGUACCCCAGAGAUUUUAUAGUAGAGGGAACUCCAUAUGCUGGUUUUGAUAGACACAAUGGAGAGAUUGCUGCAUUUCAUUUGGAUAGAAUUUUAGGUUUCUACCGGGCACCACCAGUUGUUGGAAGAAAAAUAAACUUAGAAGAUGAAAUAGAACCAAUUGGAGACAAGAGGCUUCUGGACACAUUCUUUAAGAAAGAUGGAAAUACUUGCUUCUAUGGCCAAUGCUACUAUUGUAACAAAAAGAAUGCUGCCUGUGCCAAUGGUACAAUCAUGGAAGGCUCAGUAACACUGUGGCUACCAAAAGGAUGGAAUCUUGGAAAGUGGGCACAUCCUUGGAUAAGAGCAUACAGUGGCGCCAGAAAGGCUCUAUGGGAGACUGACAAUAACUACUGUAAGAACAAGGUAUUGAACAAGCCUCCAUAUAAUUUUGGUCCUCGCUUGUUAGAUCUCUUGGACACAGCACUGUUUGACUUCCUAAUCGGCAAUGCAGACAGGCAUCACUACGAAACCUUUAAAGACGAGGGAGACACUGGAAUGCCACUGCAUCUGGAUAAUGCUAAGAGCUUCGGCGAUCCUUAUCGCGAUGAAAUGACUAUCUUGGCUCCUAUUUAUCAAUGUUGCAGACUUCGCCUUUCCACUUGGAACCGCUUUCAAUCUAUCGCCAGAGGGAAGAUGUCUCUAAGUGAACUUUUACGGAAAGCCACCGAGAAUGAUCCUGUGUCACCGGUACUUUCCGAUCCACACUUCAAAGCCAUCGACAGAAGAUUGAAAAUUAUUGUUAACACAGUAAAUAAGUGUCUUGAAGAUCAUGGAGAGGAAAGAGUUUUAAUUAUCGAAGAUAUGGUUUAAAAUUUAAUCUCAAAAGCAGUAUUUAUUUGGAAUAUGUCGACCUUAAUUAGAAAAUAUAUGUUAGUUCAGUCUAUAAAUGUACUUUCGUGGAUAUUUUUGGAAAGGGGGUUUUCACGUUCUACUCAAGAGUACACGAUAUGUUUUAUGUUAUACUGUAAGAAUGUUUCGAAGAAGUUCACGUUUCAUCUAUAAAUCCCAUGAUCCGAAUAGGAACUCUCCGCUCAGCUGCUUCAUAUUAUUUUAUGGACUAUACGCCCUUUUAGCUGAUUCGUUUUUCUAUUCUCAUUACCUGCGGGCUGGAUACGUACUAAAACUGUGAGGAGAAGUUAAGCUUUAAUUAGUUGCAGAAGAUGAAUGUUUGUUGCGCAGGUCCUCUUCGUAUGCCUGGGAACUAGGCUGGCUUUUAAUCGGCUAACAAGCCUGUUCCAGGCGUUCAGUUAGUAAAAUGGAGCGAAACAGUAUGCGGCGCGAUAAAAAAAGAAGCGAGGGAGGUCUGGGUCGCGUCGACCCAAGCCUCCCUCAUUUUUUCGCUCCUCCGCUCCUUUUCCCCACGCUAUUAAUAUCACGCUUCGUUUAACUACUAGAACGCUUGCAACAGGCUAUCGGCCAACCAGUCGCUCUAACGGAGGGCUAAGGCUCGAAACGUCAUCUCUGGAAUUUCUCUGCCGUAGCCAAUGUACAUUCACUCGAGUUGAUGAAGCGAAAUUGUCUCUACCUCUCAAAACUCUCUCUCUCUUAAAUGACCCAAAAGAAAUUUCUCCUCACAGUAUACAUGCGUUUAUGGCAGAAGGGUGAUGAAAAGAAAGAAAGACAUCAACUUAGAGAUAGUUUGAUUUGACAUUAAAUUUUAAGAACGAAAA